GAGUUGUGGUUGAAUCUCUUAUCAACUUUCAAGCAAGUUGCAACUGUUGCAAGUUUCAAUUUCAAAUUUCAGACAUUCAAGUUUACUUUUUUGAGGUUGAGGUGCUGUUCGAUUAUUUGGAUUGUGAUUGUAUUGUUGUGUUAAUAAAACAAUUUCAUUUUGGAAACAUUUUCCUAUUCAUAUCAUUGUUUUGUAUUGUGGUCAAUUUCAUAAAACAACAUUCUGAAAUUUAUAUUCAUUGUUAUUGUACAAUAUCGGCAACUAAACUGAAGAAUAAAGCACUUUCCUAAUGUUUAGUAACCUAAACAAACCUGCCUUUGGGGCCACAGCUCGUAGUACAUCAUUUGGAUUUGGAGCGGCACCUGCAGCAAAUGCAAAUCCUUUUGGACAAAACCAGCUUUUUGGAAAACCUACAACAGGUGGCUUUGGGAGCCCAUCAACUUCCACAUUUGGACAGCCAGCUACUAAUUCUUUGUUUCCAUCUACACAAGCUCAACCUACUAACUUGUUUCAAAAUGCCAACACAACAUUUGGGGCCCAACCAGCUACCCAGGCAGGAUUUGGCACCACAAACCUAUUUGCCGCCCAGCAACCGUCCGCGGGCGGCAUGUUCAACACGACCGCCUCGUCGUUCGGCCAGCCGGCCAAACCGGCCGGGUUCGGCUUCGGAGCUCAGCAGCCGACGCUGUUCGGGCAGCAGGCGCAGCAGCAGGCGCAACCACAGCAGGCGGCGAGCAUGUUCCAGCCGGGCGCGGCGGGCAGCCUUUUCGGCGGCGGGGGCUUUGGGGGGCAGCAGCAACAGCAGCAGGCCGGCACCGUCGUCAAGUUCAAUCCGGUGACGGGCACGGAUACGAUGAUGAAGUCCGGGCUCACGCAGAGCAUCAAUACGAAGCAUCAUAGUAUCACUUGCAUGAAGGAGUACGAGAACAAGUCGUUCGAGGAGUUGAGGUUCGAGGAUUACGCGGCCAAUAGGAAAGGCCCGCAGCAGCAAACGGCGGGCUUCGGCGCGGCACCAUUCGGGGCUCCCGCCUCGUCUGCCCCCUCUCUGUUCGGCCAACCGGACGCGUCGAAGGCCGGUUUCGGCCAGCAGACGACGGGUUUCGGCCAGGCCGGGUCCGCCUUCGGUCAGACGAACACGGGCUUUGGGAUGAACGCGCAGCAGCAGCAGCAACAGGCUGGCGGCGGGCUGUUCGGCAAACCGACUGGUUUAGGCGCGCCUAUAAGCUCUACAACGAAUUUCGGUUUCGGCACCAACACCCAAUCGGCGAAUCCCUUCGGAAGCAAUCAAGCUAAACCCUUCGGUAGCGCCACACCCCUUUUCGGAACAAACACCACCGCCACCACCCAGCAGUCCGCUUUCGGUACGACGAACAUGUUUGGGAAGCCACAGGACGGCACCGCGCAGACGUUCGGCACCACCGGCUUCCGGCCGGCCGCCACCGGCUCGAGCUUCGCGUUCGCCGCCCCCGCCGCCGCGCAGCCGCAGCAGACGACGAGCCUGUUCGGCCAGCAGGCCAAGCCGGCGUUCGGCCAGCAGCAGACGACGACGCCGUUCGCGCAGUCUCCGUUCGCGACGAACAACGCCUUUGGAAAGCCGGCGCAGGCGGCGGUGGGGUUCGGGACCGCGCAGCCGUCCGUCUUCGGCAAUUCUUUGGGUAAUUCUUUGAUGGGCAACACUGCAAAUAAACCCGGUUUAUUUUCUAACACCGGUAGUACUGGCUUGUUCGGUAAUACCAACACAGGUUUUCAGCAAAAUCAAGGCCUUUCGAUGCAACCGCAACAACAGCAACAGUCGUUCUUCCCGUCCGCUGAUCAAAAUUCAACGAACUGGGCGUCGUUCACCACCGAUCCGUUCGGAAACGCUCCCCAUUUGGCGGGUUUGGAGCCGAAAGUGAAAACUAGCCCUCCGUCGGUGUCGGCCACCGAUCCCAAAGAGCUGAAGUCCUUGUUGGACGCCACGAAGAAAGUGGACACAUCCAGGGGCUCCAAGCUGAAAGUCGUCCCGAUCAAGAGUGUGAAGGAUAAUUUGUUCGAUGGCCUCUCUCCGAAAGCGAACGACGAAGACACUCCCACCGACUACAUCAAGCCGAAUUGUCGUCGACUGAUUUUGAAAAAUCGUCCGCCUGGGGAAGGCAAUUCGCCUGGGAUCAUGAGGACGGACAUCUUGAAGCUCAUUCAAUCUCCUGGCGGCGAAAAUAAGAACAGCAAAGAUGAGGAAAAAGGCGAAUUCAAUAGUUCACAGAGUAAAAUAAGAACGGCGCCGUUGGUAUUGAGUUUCGAUCAUUCCGCUAAGGAUCGAUUGAACAACAGUGAUAUGGAAAGGAACAAGUCACCGUCUGUACCGAUGACGACGUACGCCGACGACGAUUCUGCCUCGGAGACGGCAGCGGAACCGCAAACGCACACCGUCAGUUGGACCGGAACAGAAUACUACACCUUGCCGAGCAUGGAAGAACUGGCGAAGUACGUCGACGAGAGUGGUUCCUGUCUCGUCAAAGGUUUCACAAUUGGCAGGAAAGGCUAUGGCAACGUUUAUUUCCCAGACGAGAUCGACAUCAGCGGUUUGAAACUUGAGGAAAUCGUGUACUUUAGGUAUCGAGAAAUAAACGUCUAUCCAGAUGACACUAAGAAACCUCCAGUUGGCCAGGGAUUGAACCGGAGGGCGCAAGUCACCCUCGACAACGUGUACCCUCGCCGGCCCGGCACCAACACGCUCAUCAAGGACACCGACGAGCUGCUGCAGAUGAACUUCGCGGAGAAGCUGCGCAAGGUCACCGAGAACAAGAACGCCAAGUUCGUUGAUUACCGGCCGGAGACCGGCUCGUGGGUGUUCAAAGUGGAACACUUUUCGCGGUAUGGCUUCGACGACAGCGACGAAGAGGAGCAAUCGUCGCAGGCAGAUGGCGCCCCAGAAGGAGCCAAGAAGAAGAUUGCGCCCGCUGUGAAACCAGGUGUAGGCUUGCAAGGACAGAAGUCUUCAGAAGAACUGCCUCAGUCUGCCGUGCCGAAAAACGGACUUGCAGAUAAGGACGGACAGAUGGCGAAACUCGUAUUGGACGAUGAAAUCGAAGUGGACGAGAGCGACCACUUCCAAGGCGACGACGAUCUCCUUCAGCAGUCCAUGUACGUCGACGAUAUGUCCGAAGAGGACUAUCACACCAUACCGACGGACGUGCCUAUGCAUUUGGGAUACGACCUCUUCGAGACCAACAAGAACAUUCAAGUCAUGAAGUCCACUCUGUUCGACGACGGCAUGUCAGAUGGCGGAAGCAGUCACGUGUCCAUAAUUAGACAGUAUCUCGACAUCCCCGAGGAUAUUCCCCGGCUGCCUGUCGUCAGCGAGGAAUCGACUCCCAGAAGAAGGAGGAGGGGCAUUCUGAGGCCCAAAGUUGAGAAGGUGUACAACUUUGCAGCUUCCGAGGUCAGUGUUGGGCUGAUCCAAAAUAGGAGCUAUAUGGAUAUGGGCAUCUUCAAUGGGAAAUCUUUCAAGGCCGGAUGGACGAAAGGUUUCAACUUCUUCAGUUUGAACUGUAAACAAGGCGAAGUCGAUGGCCAGCUCGCUUUGAAUACAAUCGAAUGUGGUUCGCCUAAAAACUUCGACCCGCUUAUAGACAGUUUGAAUGAAUCGCUGGAAAUUGUCCUGGAAGAAAGCAGUUUCACUCUGGAUGACAAUCAAAUCCCGACUUUUAGGAUACUCAAGAGUAACUCCUACCUGGAGAAACAAACUAGGUUAUUCUCAAACUGUCUGUCAAAGAAUAACAACAAGGAGACUCGGUAUUUACAUAGCAUUUGGACCCUGGCAGAUGCUCUCUGGGGAUCCCAUGAAGAAACAUUCUCUAAUCGAAGACAUCUUCUGAGUGAAUGGUUAAGAGCCAACACAAACUUCAACGACUCAUCCACCAGCGAUCCCAAAAACGACAUAUUCGACCAUCUCACCGUGUUCAGAAUCAGAGAAGCCGCCGACCUGGCCUUGGAAAAGAGGUGUCCCAACCUCUCUCUCAUCGUGUCCCAGCUGAGCGUCACCAACAGGACAAAGAUCUUUCUGCAGGAGCAAAUCGAAGGAUGGUACAAGUCCAUGGCGGCCAAUCACAUCGGCGAGGACAUGAAGAAGGUCUAUCUGUUGCUGUCCGGUAUUCCUGUCAAGGAAGAGAUCAACGUGUUCGGCGAUGUAGAUUGGAAGCGGGCUUUCGGUAUGCAUUUGUGGUACAUUUCGCCGGCCGGAGCCCCUCUGGACGUGGCCAUUGACCUGUACGGGAAAGCGUUCGAGGAGCAGGGCUACGCGCAGCCGCCGCACCCGCCCUACGCCACUGGUGACGUCGAGGACGGGCCGCCGUUCGACGUGCUGUACCACGUGCUGAUGCUGUACAAGACGAGGAUACACCGGUUGAGCAGCGUGCUGAAUCCGGCGACGCACACCGACGACCAUCUCGACUAUAGAUUGAGUUGGCUGCUGCUCCAACUCUUCCUAUCCCUCGAAGUCGGCAUCAUAGAAGACUCCGAGAAGACCAAACUGUGCACCAGCUUCUCCAACCAGCUGGAGUCGCUCGGCGAGUGGGAGUACGCCGUGUUCGUGCUGCUCUACCUGCAAGACAACCGCCUGAAGAGGCAGCUGGUCUUAGGUGUUUUGGACCGCAAUCUGUCGCCCGAGAUCGACAGAGCCGCCUUGGAGUCGGAGAGCCGCUUGGUGAACGGGAUGCACGUGCCGGCCGAGUGGAUACACCGAGUCAAGGGCAACAAGACUCUCUUAUCGCAAAGGUACUUCGAAGCGUUCAACCAUUUCGCCCAUUGCGCGGACCACGGCAAAGCGAACGACAUCCUCGUCCGGCACCUGUUGCCAGGCCUGUUCAUCAACGAGCAGUACGACGUCGUCAAGGCGCUGAUCGAGGCGAUCGGCGAUGGCACUCAGGAUAUAUCUAGGUGGAGCUACGAGGCAGGGUUGUACUCCGACUUUUUGGAGUUGCAAGAGAGGUUCAUCUCAUUCAAAGACGAAGACGUGCUGAGGAUCCAGAUGGCGCUGCAAUCGAUCAGCGACAGGAUGGCCUUCUUCCCCGUCGACACCGACCAGCAGAAGGUGUGCGUGGCGGAGAUGUCGAAGAGGUGCGCCACCGUCUACAGGGAGGUAUGCGAAAAGUGCCGGACCGGCGCCUUCAGGAAGUCCUACUCUGAUUUCGUCGAGAAGCUCGUCAUGCCGCCCGAUUUCAAGCAGAUCGAGGCGCUGAACUUGGUCAACAGGCCGCAGUGUUUCGGGUGUUGAACGAUUUUCGAGUGACUAUUGUUUGUACAAAGAAUAAGUUUUAAAUUGAUUUGUUACGUACAGGAUCGAUCCUGUGUGUUGAUUCAUUCAAUAUUUUUGCGCCGAUCGUAUAUUCUUUUUGAAGUUCCACUGUCGUCAGUUGUAGGACCCAUCGACAUUGUUGCCAAGUUUCUUCAGAACGGCUCAGGAGUUUUAGAAGGCUGUUGGUAAAAAUGCUAAUAGCCUGAUCGGUUGUUUUCACAUCGUGAUACAUGUUUAAAAGACAAUUUCAAGGUGAAUAAGAUGGAAUUGAGGAAUAUACAGAAUAACGCAUGAAGAAAGAAGUUGCUGCUGGGAAACGAUGAGCAACUGACAAAAUUCAUCACAAGUAUCAGGAAUAGAUUCUGUUUGCGGUGAAAGUCUCUUAAAUAACUGAUAUGGUGACAUGCAAAAGAAUGGAAGACGUGAGUCACAUAUACAGGGAGACAGCAGAAAGUUUGCGUAGCGGAGAUGUCGAAAAGGUGCGCCACCGUCUACAGGGAGGUGUGCGAAAAGUUCCAGGCUGACGUGUUCAAGAAGUCGAUCGAGGCGCUGAACUUGGUCAACAGGCCGGAGUGUUUCGGGUGUUGAACGAUUUUCGAGUGACUAUUGUUUGUAC
Messenger RNA from Phaedon cochleariae (mustard beetle), 5891 nucleotides. The record is from the annotation of a GenBank genome assembly. Lineage: Eukaryota; Metazoa; Arthropoda; Insecta; Coleoptera; Chrysomelidae.